Messenger RNA from Funneliformis mosseae, 591 nucleotides. Lineage: Eukaryota; Fungi; Glomeromycota; Glomeromycetes; Glomerales; Glomeraceae. The record is from the annotation of a GenBank genome assembly.
AUGUCGAUUACUGGAGGAGGCUUAAUACGGAAUGUGAAAUACGUGGGAUAUUUUUUUUUUUUCGAAGAAAUUCAAGAUGCGUCAACGCACCACUUGGAGCCAAGCCAGUCAACUGAUUCAAAUCGUUUCAAAGCACAGUUAGAAAAAAGGAAUUUUCUUGGAAAAGAGCUUCUGCAAAAAUUAAUCUUCUAUUCAGAAUGGCUUAUUCAGGAUAAGUCAAAGAAAAUUUUCAAGAUUGUUGAGACCAUAAAAGAUGAGAGUUCUCUUGCUGAAUGGUUAACAAAAGCUGUGGUAGACCUUAUUUCAUUUUAUCUUAAUGAGGAAUUGGUUAUUAGCACCUUAUGUUUUGGCGGAUACCAUACUUACAGAAUUACCCCAACUCAACGUAAAAAAUGUGAACAUUUAAUUACUGAACUUGUAUAUCAACGUGACCUUAUCCGUCAACUUCUUAAGAACAAGAUAUCCUCACCAAGAUUCGAAUGGUUAUAUCAAAUGAGAUUCUACUUUAAUGCAUGUCUCGAACAUCCUCUUGUUGGUGUUCCUCUUACCGCUUUUUCCUCAACUUGGAGGUUCACCCUUCAGUCCAGGUAA